UCCGGCGCGCAUUGAAGACGUCACUUCCAGGGCGGUGCGGGGAAACGCCGGAAGUGCCUCCAUUGCGAGCGGCGGCGGUGGCGGUGGCGGUGGCGGCGGGGGGCGAGAGGGAGAGGCGCCAUGGUGGAGGAAGUCCAAAAGCAUUCUGUGCACACACUUGUGUUCAGGUCUUUGAAGAGGACCCAUGACAUGUUUGUAGCUGAUAAUGCCAAACCUAUACCAUUAGACGAUGAAAGCCACAAAGUAAAGAUGGCAGUCAAACUGCGUACAGAGUAUGGCUCGGUGUUGCACAUGCCUACUCUUAAAGAAAACAUGAGGGAGAAAGGAGGCCCAGCCACUGGGGAUCCUUAUGGACAUAAACAGUAUUCUGGAAAUCAAGGACAAGAACUUGAAUAUAUGAUAACGGGUACACAUCCAUACCCAUCUGGGCCUGGCGUGGCUCUGACAGCAGACACUAAGAUCCAGAGGAUGCCUAGUGAAUCUGCAGCUCAGUCCUUAGCUGUAGCACUUCCCGCUUCUCAGACCAGGCUGGAUGCGAAUCGGACAGCUGCUGGUGUGGGUGAGAUUUACAGGCAUGCUGGAAUAUCUGAACGUUCGCAGCCUCCUGGGAUGUCAGUGGCUAUGAUGGAAGCUGGUGGAAACAAAAAUUCUGCGUUAGUGGCAAAGAAGGCUCCAACCAUGCCCAAACCUCAGUGGCAUCCACCUUGGAAGCUGUACAGAGUUAUCAGUGGUCACUUGGGCUGGGUGAGAUGUAUUGCAGUAGAACCAGGAAAUCAGUGGUUUGUUACUGGCUCUGCUGACAGAACUAUAAAGAUUUGGGACCUUGCUAGUGGCAAAUUGAAAUUGUCUUUGACGGGACACAUCAGUACUGUACGAGGAGUGAUAGUAAGUGCAAGAAGUCCAUACCUCUUUUCUUGUGGAGAAGACAAACAGGUGAAAUGCUGGGAUCUUGAAUACAAUAAGGUUAUCAGACAUUACCAUGGUCACCUAAGUGCUGUCUAUGGUUUAGACUUGCACCCAACAAUAGAUGUACUGGUAACAUGUAGCAGAGAUUCAACAGCACGAAUUUGGGAUGUGAGGACAAAAGCCAGCGUGCACACGUUAUCAGGACACACAAAUGCGGUAGCAACAGUGAAGUGCCAAGCUGCAGAACCACAAAUUAUUACAGGCAGUCAUGAUACUACCAUACGACUCUGGGAUUUAGUGGCAGGAAAAACUCGUGUUACUUUAACAAAUCACAAGAAAUCUGUAAGAGCAGUAAUACUACAUCCAAGACAUUACACUUUUGCAUCUGGUUCUCCAGAUAAUAUUAAGCAAUGGAAAUUCCCAGAUGGAAACUUCAUUCAGAACCUCUCUGGUCACAAUGCCAUUAUCAACACACUGGCUGUAAAUUCAGAUGGAGUUUUGGUGUCAGGAGCUGAUAAUGGUACUAUGCAUCUUUGGGACUGGAGAACUGGAUACAAUUUCCAGAGGGUACAUGCAGCUGUACAGCCAGGCUCCUUGGACAGUGAAUCAGGAAUAUUUGCUUGUGUAUUUGACCAGUCAGAAAGCAGAUUGCUAACGGCUGAAGCUGAUAAAACCAUAAAAGUAUACAAAGAAGAUGAUACUGCGACUGAGGAAACUCAUCCUGUCAGCUGGAAACCAGAAAUUAUCAAGAGAAAACGAUUUUAAUACAGCAACAUACUUGUGCUAUAAUUUUGUUUCGGUCACAUUAUGUUCUGCCUACAGCAGCAGAGCAGGAAGUCGGCAAGUCAUUGCUUUUUCAACAUGUUUUGUAAUAAAUUUUGUUCUUCUUUCUUUUUGUCUUUUUUUGGUGUGAAACCAACAAACCAGUUACAGCUGUUAAUUUUAUCUUUGUGGCGCAUGUAUACUUCAUGAAAAGGAUAAAUGUGUAGGUGGUUACUUUUUUAUAUGUAUCUACUGAGCAUAAGUCUAAAUGUUUUGGUGAGCCAGGUUUUUUGAAAGCCCUUUGCUUCACUACAGAAGUUAAUUGUAAAUUUAUCCGUAGAGGCCAUCUACUGGAGACUUCUUGAGUGACGUUUUUAGAUUUUACAUCAGUGUUGUUUACUGUAUAUAUGCUUAGUAUAUGCUGAAAUACUGUAAUGGAACAGUAUAUAUACUAAAUUACAGAAUAAUACCGAGAAAGAAUUGGGAUGAUAAAAUACCAAUGUAGUUUGCUUAGUAAGCCACGCUGGCAAUGCUCAGUGGCUGUGUUAUUGAAUGAAAUGGAUUUUCAUAGUGUUCCUUUCUCUAGGAAAGCUUUGACAUGCAACUCCACAUCUUCAUUACUUUCAUUUUGGAGUGGACCUUUAUAUAGCAAUGGCUACUGUCAAAUUAUGUUGUUUAGUCAGCAGCGGAUUAGGACCAUUUGACUUUCUUCAAAUCACUUGUCUGUUGCUUUUUUCAGUUAUCCAAAACAUGUAUGACAUUAGAUUACAGGGAACUUCUAAAACAGGUCUGAGGAAAAGCUCUUAAGUCAUUCCAGCCUUAAUUUUAUUUAUUGCUGUCUCCCCAAAAUCUUACAAAGGAUUAAAAAAUAUAUACUGAAAUAUGAUUAAUACAAAGGUCAGAUGUGUCAUUGUGUUUAGAUGAUUAAUACAAAGGUCAGGUAUGUCAUUGUGUUUACAAACAGUCAUGUAACAAGCAGUAAAUACAUAAGCCUCCUUGGUACAGUUUAUCCGUGGUGCCAGUGCUGGUGUUCUAAAGCACUUUCUCUUAGCAGAGGAGAAAAGUGUUAAGUCAUUGAGCCAUUCAGUUGUCAGCAAUUCUGCUAACAUUUUCAAUAGCUGCAGUGGUGAGUUUCAUGCAGGGUGGAUACUGAGAAUUGUUCUGUGGCGGCAGCCUUGUAGUAAACUGUUCACAGUAACCACUUCUAAUUUAUGCCAGUCUGACUUCUUUCAAAUCUGGGAUUUAUGUUAGGGAAGUGACAGUUUGUUGAAAGUGCCUGGAGCCCUCUGUUUGAGAUACUGGCAAUAUAGCUUACAAAAAACUAGUAAAACUAAGUGUCAUUUAUAUUACAAGACUUACCUCUUUUGUGAUGCAUGGGAAAUCUUAUGUACAUCCUCCAAAUACUGUAUUUAUAAUUUAAAUGUUUGACAAUGUCAUUUUAAGGCAGUCCAUGCUGCAUGAGUAACUGAAGUUUGGUUGACAGCUAUUGACUGAAGCAUCAUCACAAAAUAGCAAGUUUUAUACACCUUGCUAGCUUUGCUGUUGCCCUGCAACACAUACUGAACUUUGUUUUCCAGACUGCUGUGUUUGAGGACAAAAUAGGAAAAGAUGGGAAUGGUGAUGUUCUUACAAUUAUGAAAAAUACAAAAGCAAAAAAAAAAAACCAACCACAUGAAAUAUGGAUCAAAAACAAGCAUUCACUUUCCAAUUAUUCUAGUUUUUUUUAGUUAACUUAAAAAUAUUUAGUUUUUUUUAAAGUUCUUUUCUUUUGAAGUUUAAAAGUGGUGUUUCAGGGGGAGGAGGGAAAGGUAGACUACAGUAACGUAUGCAGUCCCUUUUUAAUCUGUUUCUCUUUGUGUAUCUGCCUAGCCUGCAGUUUCUCACUCAUAUAGUGUUAGUUUUCUUGCUGUCCUAGAGCCUGGAGAAAAAUAAACCAGUUAUUCUUUAAAAAAAAAAAAAAAAUCUUAUAGAGGAUAUUUAUAGGUUGGAUUAAACACCUUUUAUUUGGUUGCUAAUCUUUAUUACAGCUGUUUUUAUUUUAACUGAUGUAAUGGGGAAAAUACAGGUUAUAGCCUAUGAUUUAUACCUGCUGUUAAUGCUUUGUUCCAGAAAUCUGUGAAGUGUUCUGGUGUUGUACGGAAUUCUCAUGCUCACAGUUGAAUUUUAACAGGAAACCAGUAUGGAGAAGAAUAACUUGGAAAAGGAUGUGUUUUUUUGUUGUAGUAAUUUUGUUUUUAAUAGAAGAGUCUCUUUUGAUAAUUUGGAAUCAGAAAGGGGAAAUCAGAAGUUUUGGCUCCCAGGUCUUGCAAAUCUUUUGUAUACUGGCAUCUUCCUUUAAAAACUGCUUUUAUUCCAUUGUUUAGCAUUUUGAGGAGAGAUUAGAAAGUCACCUGCAGAAUCUGCAUUUCUUCCCUGGAGUCCUGCAGGAAUCCACUAGCACGGGGGCAGUGGUUGCCAGGGCAUUCUGUGUGUUGCUGUGGGUAAAGAUUUGAUUUGCGAAUGAAAGGCUUUGUCACUGUUGUUUGGAAUUACACUUUUCCUUUUUGGCUCUGUAAUAUGCUGUCCCAGUUUUCAGUGUGACUUUUUUUUGUGUGUAUUCUUUAACAUUUGAUUUGCAUGUUCGUUUCCUUCCCAGUAGUUUUUUCUUCCACUUGACAAUAAUGUGAAUAUUGUCCUAUGUACUUCUGUAAAUAUUUCAGACAUCAAGAUUCAUUUAAACAACGAAAAUUCAUUUAAGUGCUUCUCUAGUGCAAAGCAAGCCUAGAUAGUGAGCUGGUGCACACACAUCUGGUUGUGUAGGAUACACAGAUAAGAUUUGUCCACAUAAGUCAUAAAAUGAAGCAAAAUAGAAGGAUUUGAAUCACUGAGUAUAGUUUCCAUGCUUCUGGAAAGUGUCAUGCUGCAAUGUCAGUUAAAGUAAUCUUGACCUGGAGUCUCAUUCACAGAAAAUAAUUGUCACUUACAGAAGACAGAUUUUCUGAAGUAUAUGAUCAAAUCAUACACAUUUGUACCACAAACCUUGGGUUUUGUUUUAUACUGUAUAUAAAUGCAGAGAAGAAAAUGGUUUUUGAUUGUAACAUAAUUCAAAAUGUAACAGGUAAAAGUGAUAAAUUCUAAGAUUGUUGUUUGCUGUGUGCUGAAGCAUAUAAUGUAUGCUAUGCAGCUGGAAUGCAGUCAUUUGCCGGCAGCACAGAAGUUGUGCAGAACAACAUGUAUUUGACAACCUAAAGGCUUACAGAAGUAAAUUUUUAAUAGCCAGUUCCUUUUUGGUCCUGUUAAAUAAGAAUUAAAGUACUUUGCCUGAUUUUAAAUGACAGCAAUUUAGCCAUCAAUAAAACCUUCUAUAC
Messenger RNA from Cygnus olor (mute swan), 5015 nucleotides. RefSeq names its product pleiotropic regulator 1 (gene PLRG1). Gene Ontology annotation, molecular function: protein binding. The coding region runs from base 121 to 1671 and encodes 516 amino acids. The transcript is spliced from 15 exons. Gene Ontology annotation, biological process: mRNA splicing, via spliceosome. The record is from RefSeq and is a predicted model, not a curated record. Gene Ontology annotation, cellular component: catalytic step 2 spliceosome; precatalytic spliceosome; Prp19 complex. Lineage: Eukaryota; Metazoa; Chordata; Aves; Anseriformes; Anatidae.